UCUUGCAUUCCUACAAAACAUCAAAUCAAAUGGUGACUUCUUUGUUGGUUCCUGGUUGGAUAGAAGCACGACGUGCUAGUAAAAUCAAUGGAAGGAAGAUCCGACUCCCAGUUACCACUCUUCGAGGUCAACCACUCCUUCAGUGUACGGUUAUUUCUCUCUGUCAAACCAUUCGUUUCUGA
Trichobilharzia szidati is the source of this 182-nucleotide messenger RNA. Lineage: Eukaryota; Metazoa; Platyhelminthes; Trematoda; Strigeidida; Schistosomatidae. The record is from the annotation of a GenBank genome assembly.